GACUCUUUUCUUCACAAAAUCAGCAAAACGGACCCAUUUUACGACAAAGAACGAAUUUUGGAGUUAAAGGGCCCCUUCUUAUACGAAUCCUUCAGUUGGAUUCUCGAUCAUGAAGACUUUCAGAAAUGGCGCCACACAAAGAAAAGUGGUGUACUUUGGAUUAAAGGCGACCCUGGAAAGGGCAAGACAAUGCUCCUCUGCGGCAUAAUCAAUGAAUUGGAAAAAAAUUCCGGAGUGAAUAUCAACCUGGGCUAUUUUUUCUGCCAAGCCACAGACUCCAGAAUUAAUACUGCUGCUUCGGUUGUUGCGGGCUUAAUCUUCUCUCUCAUUAAGCGACACCCGGCACUCCUUUCACCUAUUUGCAAGAAACAUGAAGAUAACUUAAGUCAACUCAAUGGCCCUAAUGCGUGGGCUGUUCUAUGCAAUAUAUUCAAAGAUCUGACUCAAUAUUCAACCAUACAGUACCCCGUUUGCAUUGUCGAUGCUCUCGAUGAAUGUGAGCAUGAUUGCAAGCUACUCUUGAGCCUUAUCGUCAAAACAAGCGGGCGUGUCAAGUGGCUACUUUCGAGUCGGAAUAUCAAAGACAUCGAGCGGGGAUUUCGGUCAAUUGAACCUAGUCGGAGACUGAGCCUGGAGCUAAAGGAGAAUGCCGAAAACGUCUCCAAAUCUGUCGACACUUACAUCAACAAGUCUAUCCAGGAUAUAGAAGCGCUAGAAGAUGAUGAAGAACUUCAGACCAGAACAACUGAAACUCUGAGAAAAAAAGCGAAUGGCACCUUCCUCUGGGUGACCCUCGUGAUCGAACAGUUGCGUAACACAGACCAUCGCCAUGUGGAAGAGGUGGUGGACCAAAUGCCAGAGGGUCUGGAAAACCUCUACGACCUGAUGAUUCAACGAGCCAACUCGAAAUUAAGGCAAAAAGAUCGAGAAGCCUGUCGAAUCCUGCUCUCCAUUGUUACCACAGCCGAGAGGCCGCUUCACCUUAAAGAACUCCAUGUUUUUAUAUGUUCUCAAUGGGAACAUUACAAAGUGGAUUACAAUAUGCGAGAUAUGAAGGAUAUGGUCAAAGAUCUUGGAUCUCUUUUAUCCAUUAGAGACGAGACUGUCUACUUCAUCCAUCAGUCAGUCAAAGAUUACAUGGUGGGGAAUGCCGCCAAGACCAUAUUUCCAAAGGGAAUCGAGUACCAGCAUUAUAAAAUGGCUGAAACCUCACUGGAUGCUAUGUCAUGCAUUUUGAGGCACAAUAUAUACGAUUUGAAUGAUCCACAAAUACGCGCGAGCGCUAUUACACCACCGUCUCCAGAUCCCUUGAUGCCUAUAGCCUACUGUUGCGUAUUUUGGGUUGAGCAUUUAUAUCGCGGAUGCGAGUCCAGGGGAUUUAAAACUGAUAAAGUCUUUGAAGAUGAAGAAAUUCUUCACUCAUUUCUCAAAACUAAUUACCUGGCCUGGUUAGAAUCUUUAGCUCUCUUGCGUAACCUUACAGAGCAAGGAGCAGAUGCUAUUCAAAAGCUAAAGAAUCUGGCUACCAGAAAAAGGGGGACAAAUUGCCUCAGAACGUUUAUUAGCGACGCCUAUCACUUCUUUCAUUCCUACAAGUCCGUCGUGAGGGAUUCGCCCCUACAGCUGUAUCAUUCGGCUAUUGUCUUCGAAGACAGGCAUAGCGCAAUCUACAAGGCGUUCCACCAAACUGUAUACGUUGGCUUUGGGAGACUCCCUACGGUCGUAAAAAGGCCACGGAGACAGUUCUCUCUUUUUCAUGAAAUAGCUCUCGGUAGCUAUUAUGGUGUUAUCCAAGUGCUCUAUUCACCAACCACUUCCGCAGUAUGUGUGUUAUGCACGGAUGGUACCAUCUCGAUCUACAGAACAGACACAGUAAAACGUGUAAUUGAAUUGAGCGUGGAUAAGACAUGCCACCAUUAUGUCUCCUUUUUGCCCGAUUUCAAACACUUGGUUUCUGUUUCUUACACAGGUGUCGUGCAAACGUGGUCGAUCGAUAGCGGGGCCCUGGUACAGCAACCUGAGAGAUACACUACUAGGUCCGUGAUGAUAUCUCCAGGGUCAACAUAUGUGGCGACUGGAAAUCCUGAGGGCAGUAUCAACAUAUGGGAUGGAACGAGUGGUGAGUGUGUUCAGGUGCUCAAAAGGGACGAUUCCAAUGCGCCUUCUCCAGUUUUCUCACCAAAUUCAGAACUUAUUGCCUGUAAGGAAGGGGAGCAGAAUGAUGUCCGGAUCUGGCACCUCAACACUGGGAAGUUAAUUCGACUGCUUGAAGGCCAGAGUAAAUACAGUAUAUAUGAGAUGGCAUUCUCAGACGAUUCAAAAUACCUAGUUAUUGGCUACAGCAGUGCAGUGGUGAAGGUCUGGUGUGUGGAAUCUGGCAAAUGC
Molecule: messenger RNA, 2385 nt
Organism: Trichoderma virens Gv29-8
Lineage: Eukaryota; Fungi; Ascomycota; Sordariomycetes; Hypocreales; Hypocreaceae
Exons: 3
Molecular function (GO): protein binding
Source: RefSeq, a predicted model, not a curated record